This is a messenger RNA of Fragaria vesca subsp. vesca, 1341 nucleotides long. RefSeq lists its product as uncharacterized. The record is from RefSeq and is a predicted model, not a curated record. Lineage: Eukaryota; Viridiplantae; Streptophyta; Magnoliopsida; Rosales; Rosaceae. Bases 1 to 1341 code for a protein of 446 amino acids. The transcript has a single exon. Gene Ontology annotation, molecular function: RNA-DNA hybrid ribonuclease activity; nucleic acid binding.
AUGGAAAGACCCAAGGAAAGGAAUGAAGUGAGUUCGUUGGCCGGGAAGAUCGUCGCCCUUGCCAGAUUCGUGUCACUACUCACAGAUAAGUGUGCCCCUUUCUUUCGGCUGUUGAAAGAGCAGUGGUGUAAGGAGAUAAUGUGGGGAACCGAGCAGGAAGAGGCAUUCAAACAGAUAAAGGCAUACCUCACAUCCGCGCUGGUUUUGUCAAAACCGAUCCCGAGCGAGAUGCUUUUCUUAUACAUUGCGGCAUCGCAGUUAGCGGUCAGCUCAGUGCUCAUAAGAAAGGAGUCCGACAUCGAGCAUGCAGUGUUCUACACCGGGAAAGGAUUCAUACCGCCCGAGAGCAGGUACCCGGACGUCGAGAAAUUAGCCUUGACACUUAUCGUAACCUCUAGAAGGCUCAGACACUAUUUCCAAGCACACUCGAUAACCCUUUAUACCAACCACCUCCAGAGGCAGAUCAUGCAAAAACCAGAGAUCAGUGGGAGGCUAGUAAAAUGGGCCAUUGAGUUGGGAGAAUUUGAUAUCCAUUACCGGCCAAGAGUGGCUAUCAAAGGCCAAGCAGCGGUCGACUUUAUAUUCGAGCUCACGCCCAUGAAAGUAAUGGGGCAAUCAGCCGAGUUCACGCCCAUGGAAGUGGUGGGAGAAUCGUCCAAGGUCAAACGGGAGGAAAGUGAUCCUGGGCCGGCCGUGAAGGCACACAUUGAGGAGCCACCGACGCCACUUUGGAAGCUUUUUAUUGAUGGCUCGGUGACGAGAAAUGAAAGCGGGGCGGGAAUAAUAUUGGAGACCCCCGAUGGAUUUAAACACAAGUACGCCCUGGAAUUUCAGUUCAAGACAUCAAACAAUGCGGCAGAGUACGAAGCCUUAAUUGGGGGAUUGCAACUCACCCGAGACAUCGGUGUGGAGAGAGUGGAAGUGUUUAGUGAUUCACAGUUGGUUGUAAAUCAAGUCAAUGGGAGCUUUGAAGCUAAAGAGCCUCAGUUACACUCUUACCAAGCGCUAUCAAAAGCCUUCAUGCUGCGUUUCAAGUCGGCCUCUCUCUCUCACAUGCCCCGUAAGGAAAACAGUAAUGCAGAUGCCCUCGCCCGGCUAGCCACCGGAGAGCUUGGGAAAGGCAGAAAGAAGGCAAGGAUUGAGGUGCUAGGAAAACCGAGUAUCAGUAAAACAAUCUCGGAGAUAUUCAUGAUCGAGGCGGGACUCGGAGAGCCUACGUGGAUGGACCCCAUAAUCGUGUUCAUGAAGGAGGGGGUGCGCCCGGAGGACAGGCAGCAAACACGAAAAUUACAAUCGAGAUGUGCAAGGUACACACUCAUGGGCGGGAAGCUAUACUGCUGA